AUGGCACAUGCAAUUAGCGAGAAAACAGACGAAAAAGACUGGGGAGAUGAGAAAAUCGAAGAUGUCGGUCAACCAGCGCUCAACAAUAUCGACUACGAUGAAGAGUACACCUAUCAGGAACAGCGCAAGAUAAUUCAUCGAGUCGAUCGACGAUUGGUCACCAUGACCGGACUCUCAUAUUGUAUUUCGUUGAUGGACCGGACGAAUCUGAGUAUGGCAGCUGUGGCUGGCAUGACCAAAGAUCUGGCGCUGGAUAUCGGAUACCGCUAUUCUCUUGUGGUUCUUCUGUUCUUCGUCCCCUAUGUCCUAUUCCAGCCUCCGAUGACGGUGAUAACGAGGAAAUUGGGUCCUACCUUUUUCUUGGGGAGCAUUAUCGUCGCAUGGGCUGCCAUUAUGGUGGGAAUGGGUUUCACGAAGAAUUGGAAGGACAUGCUUGUUUGUCGUAUACUCCUCGGUCUUCUGGAAGCAGGUUAUUUUCCCGGUUGUGUGUACCUUCUGUCCAGUUGGUACGUCCGGUACGACGUUCAAAAACGCUUUUCCAUAUUCUACCUGAUCGGCUGUGUGGCAUCAGCACUGUCUGGUAUCCUCGCCUUCGGACUGAUGCAAGCCGACGGUCGUGAAGGAUUGGAGGGUUGGAGAUGGAUCUUCAUCCUGGAGGGCGUGAUCACCGGCGUAAUAGGAAUCCUUGCGUUGAUAUUCUUGGUCGACUUCCCAGACAGGGCACACAAGUCAUGGAGAUUCUUGACUGAGAAAGAAUGUGCCUUCAUCGUCCGGCGUAUCAAUCGAGACCGUUCUGAUGGCGAUUCCGAGCCAUUCAGUCUAAAGCGGUUUAUGAAGCCCGCUCUGGACUUGAAGAUUUGGGGAUUCGCGAUGAUUUUCCUUUGUGUCACCGCCGUCACUUAUGCCAUCGCAUACUUCCUCCCUAUUAUCCUUCGCGAAGGCAUGGGCUAUGGCAUCGGCGCUUCGCAAUGCCUAGUCGCGCCCCCGUACGGAUUCGCCGGCAUCGUCAUGUUUGCCGGUGCAUGGGUAGGAGACAAGUAUCGCGUACGAGGAGCCAUUGUGGCAUUCAAUGCGUUGCUUUGCAUCCUUGGCCUGCCCAUGAUGGGCUUCGCGACGGGAAACGCCACACGCUACGCAGGCGUGUUCUUUGCCGUAGCCGGAUCGAAUGCCAAUAUUCCCGCAACCAUGGCAUAUCAAGCUAACAAUAUUCGAGGACAAUGGACUCGUGCUCUGUCCAGUGCCACGCUUGUUGGUUUUGGAGGUAUUGGUGGGAUCGUCAGCAGUGUUGCGUUUCGAUCGCAGGAUGCGCCGGAGUAUCGGCCGGGAAUGUGGACGACUAUCGCUUGCAAUCUCUUGAUACUGGUCAUCGUCCCGGCACUCAGCGUGUGGUUCUGGUACUGUAAUAAGCAAGCAGAGCGUGGAAAGAGAGUUAUUGAAGGGGCACCAGACUUUCGAUACACUAUAUAG
Molecule: messenger RNA, 1467 nt
Organism: Aspergillus chevalieri
Lineage: Eukaryota; Fungi; Ascomycota; Eurotiomycetes; Eurotiales; Aspergillaceae
Product: putative phthalate transporter
Exons: 8
Coding region: 1-1467 (488 amino acids)
Biological process (GO): transmembrane transport
Cellular component (GO): membrane
Molecular function (GO): transmembrane transporter activity
Source: RefSeq, a predicted model, not a curated record